Mya arenaria is the source of this 991-nucleotide messenger RNA. RefSeq lists its product as uncharacterized. The record is from RefSeq and is a predicted model, not a curated record. The transcript has a single exon. Bases 1 to 741 code for a protein of 246 amino acids. NCBI's taxonomy places the organism in Eukaryota, Metazoa, Mollusca, Bivalvia, Myida, Myidae.
AUGGCGGAAGGGGGCCGCGAACCCACCAACAAAGACCUGAUGGAUUUUAUGAAAAAUAUGGGAGAAAAAUUGUCAGUAAUGGAAAAGAAAUUGAACAAAAUUGAAACACUUGAACGCAAGGUUAUGGACUUUGAAAAAGAUAUAAAAAAGAUAUGGGUAGCUCUUGAAGACCGAGUUAAGCGUACCGAUGAGCGGGUAGGCAAGCUGGAGGACAAGGUGGAUUCGGUCGACGUUGAGGCGGCGCAGAUGGCGGACAGGAUGGCCACCUUGGAAAAACAGCGGGAGGAACUUCGGGACGAUGUUGCGUACUUGAAGUCGCAAUCUAUGAGGAACAAUCUUAUUUUUACUAAUAUCCCCGAAGAUAAUUCCACCGGCAACGAGUCCGCUGAGGUCACCGAAGACAAGCUCCGCCAACACCUUCAGGAUACCCUCAAGCUCGCGAAGGAGACGGUCGAGUCCAUUCGCUUUGAACGUGUUCACCGGUCUCCAGGUCAACCAGUGCCGGGCAGGAUCCGCAACAUCGUUGCAAAGUUCACGUUUUUUAAGGACCGGGAGGUAGUAAGGAGACAGUGGAAGCAUUUGGCGGGGACGGGCCGUCAAAUGUACGAGCAGUUUCCACCGGAAGUACUGGACAAACGCCGCAGGCUAGUGCCCAAGAUGAAGGACGCCAGGAAGGAGGGCAAACGUUCAUGGAUAGUGUACGACACCCUGUACGUAGACGGCAAGCCGGUGAGGAGCUAGGGGCACGACGGAGGUGAACUUUCGGUUCUUUCAUGGAAUGUUCAUGGACUAAAUAGGGACAAAAAAGAGAGUAUAGACUUUGUAAAUAUUUUAGAUAAAUAUGAUAUUUGUUUCCUUUAUGAGUCAUGGUGUGAUUCCUCUAGUAAUAUUGAUUUAAAAGGAUAUAAAUCACAUAAUUUUUAUCGUAAAUUUCAACAUAGGAACGCUAAGCGAAAUAGUGGUGGAAUAGUUUUAUAUUACAAAGAGCACU